Messenger RNA from Sitophilus oryzae (rice weevil), 1327 nucleotides. Its product is annotated as odorant receptor 49b-like. Gene Ontology annotation, molecular function: olfactory receptor activity; odorant binding. The record is from RefSeq and is a predicted model, not a curated record. The coding region runs from base 35 to 1249 and encodes 404 amino acids. Gene Ontology annotation, biological process: detection of chemical stimulus involved in sensory perception of smell; sensory perception of smell. Gene Ontology annotation, cellular component: plasma membrane. The transcript is spliced from 9 exons. Lineage: Eukaryota; Metazoa; Arthropoda; Insecta; Coleoptera; Curculionidae.
AUUCAAAUAAGUUUUCAGAGACGUUUUGUUUAGAAUGGAGGAAAAUUUAGCUGCAAGUGAUUUCGACGUCCAUUACCAUUUAAAAUUUGUGAGAAAAUGUCUUCUGUUGCUGGGAAUAUGGCCUCUAGAUUCGAAACGCUCUUGGAAACCAUUGUACACAUUUUAUUUUUGGUUGACAUUCGUUUACUACAUAAUAUUCGACAUCAGCGGAGCUGUUUUAGCUAUAAAAACUUGGAGCGAAAAUUAUUUAACUACAGCAAGCAGUUUUGGGAUCGUUAUCGAAUAUGUCAGCAACGCCUAUAAGGUUCUCAUCUUCAAAUCUAAAACUUACAAACAAUUAAUAGCCUACAUCGCCCAAAAGGAGAAGAAAAUCUUCAACAGCCAAGACGAAGAGUUUCUAAAAAUUUACAAAGAAAACGCAGCUUUCACAAGAAAAAUCGUUUAUUUCUACGUAUCAAUGGGAUCUACUGGAAUAUCAUUGUAUUUUAUAACGCCUCUAAUAAGCAACGUUGUUUAUCCACUCGGUUACAAUAACAUUACAGGGGUUAAAGAACACCAUUUUAUUGUGUUCAGUUAUUUUCCUUUUGACGCAAACAGAUAUUACUGGGCAGCAUACCUCAUACAAUUCACGGGAUGCUUUUAUGGAUAUGCUUACAUAGUUUACUGUGGAGCAUUUUACAUUACAUUAAUAACCUUCGUAACAGGCGAACUAAAAAUUCUUCAACACUUGUUCGUCAAUUUUAGGAAAUACUCCAACAAAUUUCAGGAGCAAUAUUCUUUAACGGAGGAACAAUCGCAAAUAUUACUUCUGAAAAAAUUAGUAAAAGAACAUUUAAAAAUAAUAAGAUUUGUUGAACAAUUGAACGAUUCUAUAAAACUGUUUAUGCUUCUAAAUUUCGUCAUAUCUUCGUUUCAACUUUCCCUGGUAGUUUAUCAAAUAUUACAGUUGCCUCUUAUCAAGCAAAUCACCGUAUUUUCCUAUUUCAUCACUUUAAGUACUCAAUUAUUUUUAGUCUACAACAGUGCGCAUGAAAUAAGCGUCCAGAGCGAAAAUGUGGCUACCAGUAUUUUUAAGAGCGACUGGUACACUUACAGCCCUAAGAUAAAAAGGAUGAUGCUAAUUGUUUGUAUCCGAUCCCAAAAACCCUUGGUUAUGACCAUCGGGCCUACAUGGAGCGUUCAAGUGACAUCCCUAUUCCAAAUUUUCAAAGCACUCUACUCUUAUGUCUGUAUAAUUAUGAGGAACUGAUGAGGAUGAUGACGAUAAGUUCCCAAUAGAUAUACCGGGUGUGUAUCAGUGUAUCUCAAAAGUGGCUCACCCCUCUAA